GCUGUUUUCCCACAGUCCCAGCCUCCAGCCUAGGUGAAUGUAAGCUGAUGGGGGGGGGCAGAUAGGGGCUUCUGUGUCAAAGGUACUACAGUAGACUGUUAGAACGGACACACAGAGGGCUCUGUCCUCUCUCUAUAAUAGCAGGCUUCCUCUCCCUUCAGACCCCACUGAGGCAGUGGACCCACACUACAUUGAACCAACCAACACAAGCAGAAUGCGUGUAGCCUGUCUGUUAGUGCUGUUCCUAUUGGCCCUGGUGCAGCUGGGAGGCUGUCUGCUGCUAGGAGCCUUCAACAUUAAGACAUUCGGAGACAAGAAGUCCUCCAACUCAACCCUCAUGGACAUCAUCACUCAGAUAGUGCACCGUUAUGAUAUCGUGCUGAUCCAGGAAGUAAGAGACACUGACCUAUCAGCAACCAACAAACUGAUGCAGCACGUCAACAAAGGCUUGUCUCCCUAUAGGUACCGUCACAUUGUCAGUGAGGAACUGG
This is a messenger RNA of Oncorhynchus tshawytscha (Chinook salmon), 491 nucleotides long. RefSeq names its product deoxyribonuclease-1-like. Lineage: Eukaryota; Metazoa; Chordata; Actinopteri; Salmoniformes; Salmonidae. The record is from RefSeq and is a predicted model, not a curated record. The transcript has 4 exons. Gene Ontology annotation, cellular component: nucleus. Gene Ontology annotation, molecular function: DNA nuclease activity. The annotation marks the transcript as partial. Gene Ontology annotation, biological process: DNA catabolic process.